This is a messenger RNA of Spirodela intermedia, 902 nucleotides long. The record is from the annotation of a GenBank genome assembly. Lineage: Eukaryota; Viridiplantae; Streptophyta; Magnoliopsida; Alismatales; Araceae.
AUGCAUCAAUUUGAUGUGAAGAAUGCAUUUCUUUACGGAAAUUUGGAGGAAGAAGUAUAUAUGAAUGUACCCUCAGGUUACACAUUUACCCAUCAAAAUAAUGUUGUUUGCAGGUUGAAAAAAAAUCUCUAUAUGACUUAAAACAAUCACCCUGAACCUGGUUUGAGAGAUUCGCUCAAGCUAUGAAAGGAUUUGGGUACAUACAAAGCAAUGGGGAUCGCACUCUCUUCAUUAAGCGUGGUGACUAAAACAAAGUUACAGCCUUAAUUGUGUAUGUAGAUGAUAUUAUCACAAUAGGAGAUGAUACUGAGGAGAUUAAAUGCCUUGAACAAAAUCUAUUUAGAGAAUUUGAUAUCAAAUCCCUAGGAAGGUUAAAAUAUUUCUUGGGAAUUGAGGUUGCAUAUUCAAAAGGUGUAUUUCUUUCACAACACAGAUAUAUUCUUGAUUUACUUCAAGAGACUGGAGAAUUAGAGUGUAAACCUACUAAGACUCUAAUUGAUUCCAACUUAAUUUUGGAAGAAGGUAAAUACUCUAAUCAGGUGGACAAAAGCUCAUAUCACUGUCCAGAUAUAACAUUUGCAGUGAAUGUAAUCAGUCAGCAUAUGAAUGAUCCAAGGGAGAUACACCUUAUAGGCAGCAUAUUGAGUGUUGGCAUAUCUAAAGACAAUAAUAGGACAAGGCAUUAUAUUCAAAAAAGGAGGGAAUCAUUCUGUAAAAUCUACACCAAUGCUGAUUAUGCAGGGUGUGUUAUAAAUCGCAGAUCAACAUCAGGCUAUCGUACAUUUGUUUGUGGAAAUCUUGUGACCUGGAGAAGCAAGAAGCAACAAGUAGUUGCACGAUCUAGUGCUGAAGUAGAAUUCACGGCAUUGGCCCAAGGGAUAUGUAAAGGCUUAUGGAUUUGA